This is a messenger RNA of Salvelinus sp. IW2-2015, 1031 nucleotides long. Its product is annotated as prostaglandin D2 receptor 2. Gene Ontology annotation, molecular function: complement component C5a receptor activity; G protein-coupled receptor activity. The annotation marks the transcript as partial. The transcript has a single exon. Gene Ontology annotation, biological process: phospholipase C-activating G protein-coupled receptor signaling pathway; complement receptor mediated signaling pathway; inflammatory response. The record is from RefSeq and is a predicted model, not a curated record. Gene Ontology annotation, cellular component: plasma membrane. NCBI's taxonomy places the organism in Eukaryota, Metazoa, Chordata, Actinopteri, Salmoniformes, Salmonidae.
GUGGGCGUGUCCUUGAACAGCCUAGUGGUGUACGCGUUGGCCUGGCGUGGGCGUGGCCGCCUGACGAGGCGUGGCAGCUUGGGCAAAGGGGAGACGCGCGGCGCCAGCAGCUUCCGUGUCUACGUAGUGAACCUGGCGUUUGCUGACCUGGUUCUCCUCCUCCGCACCCCCCUGAUGCUGGCGUACCUGGCCCACGGCUGUAGCUGGCCCAUGGGGAAACUGGUCUGCCGCCUGGUGGUAUUCCUGAGAGGCCUGGGGCUAUACGCUGCGGCCUUCCUGCUGUGUGCCGUGGCUGUGGAGAGAUGUCUGUGUCUCCUCAGGCCGGUCUGGUCCAGUCUGAAGCGUCCUCGCUGGGCGGUUCCRCUGGUGUGUGGUGUCCUSUGGGGMUUGGCUGCUGCCCUGGCUGCCCCSUACCUCCACACUGCCGACCUGCUGGAGAUCAACGGUACUACCCAGUGUCUGGAGAGCCUAGGGUACAGCAAGGGGCUGUUUGUGACAGAGACGGUCGCUGGGUUCAUCCUGCCGUUAACAGUGUUCCUGGUGAGCAACGUAGCCGUGCUGUGGAGCGCCAGGCAGGCAGGGGGCGCCGGACCGACCUCUCCAACCUCCUCUUCUUCCUCUUCGGCGACUGCGAGACAGAUGGCCAGGCUGUACCGGGUCCUCUUCCUCACCAUGCUCCUCUUCCUCUCCUGCUGGGUGCCCUACUUUACCUGCCGCUUCCUGCGGGCGCUGGCUGCAGGGCGGSCRGACCGGGCGGGGCUGUACCGGGCGUCGUUCACGGGGGCAUAUAUCUCUCUGUUCCUGGUGUACCUGAAGAGCUCCCUGAACCCRGUCCUCUACGUGUUCGCUGCGCGAGGCCUGGGGCGCACCGUCCGCGCCUCGCUCCCCUCCACCAUCGAGAGAGUCUUCAAUGAUGACUUGUCUGACUCCAAGAGUAGACGGACCCUAAGGAGGGACGAUUCACAGAUCUAGUGCCCUAAAAAGCCCUGUUAGYGACCGUACAUAUGGGAGAUUCACAGAUCUAGUGCCCU